Molecule: messenger RNA, 2217 nt
Organism: Capsella rubella
Lineage: Eukaryota; Viridiplantae; Streptophyta; Magnoliopsida; Brassicales; Brassicaceae
Product: probable alpha-galactosidase B
Exons: 13
Coding region: 122-2059 (645 amino acids)
Biological process (GO): carbohydrate metabolic process
Molecular function (GO): hydrolase activity, hydrolyzing O-glycosyl compounds
Source: RefSeq, a predicted model, not a curated record
CAACAAUUGCGUGUUGUCUUCUCUCUCCCAUCCCAAUCUCAGGUUCUCUCAAGAACAUAAGAGGAAACAAAAUCGAGAAAGAAAGAAAGAUAAAGAAUCAUCGUAAUCAGGUGUCAUCACUAUGACCGGACCGUCCGUAGAGAUAACUGGAUCGAACCGGUUCAUUGUCUUCUUCAUCGUCGUCCUCAAUCUUUGUUUAUCGAUUGAAGCAAGGUCGAGCGAACAGCAACAUGCUAGCUUUCCUCCAAGAGGAUGGAACUCGUAUGAUUCCUUUUGUUGGACUAUCUCUGAAGCUGAGUUCUUGCAGAGCGCUGAAAUUAUAUCUAAGCGUCUUCUUCCUCAUGGUUAUCAGUAUGUUGUGGUGGAUUACCUUUGGUAUAGAAAGAAAGUUGAAGGAGCUUAUGUGGAUUCUCUUGGGUUUGAUGUGAUUGAUAAAUGGGGAAGGAUGCAUCCUGAUCCAGCUCGAUGGCCAUCUUCUAAAGGCGGUAAAGGUUUCACGGAAGUCGCAGAGAAAGUUCAUAGAAUGGGUUUGAAGUUUGGGAUUCAUGUUAUGGGAGGAAUAAGCACACAAGCAUAUAACGCUAAUACCCUCGUUUUGGAUAGUGCUAAGGGAGGUGCUUAUGAAGAAUCAGGUAGACAGUGGCGAUCGAAAGAUAUUGGCAUCAAGGAGAAGGCUUGUGUAUGGAUGCCACAUGGGUUCAUGAGUGUGAAUACCAAGCUAGGUGCAGGAAAAGCUUUCUUAAGGUCUCUUUAUCGACAAUAUGCAGAAUGGGGCGUUGAUUUCAUAAAACAUGAUUGCGUAUUUGGCACUGACUUCAAUAUAGAGGAGAUAACUUAUGUGUCAGAGGUUCUAAAGGAGCUUGAUCGGCCUGUUUUGUACUCCAUAUCUCCAGGGACGAGUGUGACACCUAGACUGGCUAAAGAAGUUAGCCAAUUAGUUAACAUGUACAGAAUAACAGGUGAUGAUUGGGACACAUGGAAAGAUGUGGCGGCACAUUUUGAUAUCUCGAGAGAUUUAUCUGCUUCUAGUAUGAUCGGUGCACAAGGGUUACAAGGGAAAUCAUGGCCCGACCUAGAUAUGUUACCUCUUGGAUGGCUUACCGACCCAGGUUCGAAUUUUGGACCUCAUCGAGCGUGUAAUCUUAAUCUUGAAGAGCAAAAGACACAGAUGACGUUGUGGUCGAUGGCGAAGUCCCCUCUCAUGUUUGGAGGUGAUGUGAGAAAGCUCGAUGAUGCUACUUAUAAUCUGAUCACAAAUCCUACACUACUGGAAAUAAAUUCUUAUAGCUCUAAUAAUAAAGAGUUUCCUUACCUCAUCGCGAGAAGAGUAUCUAGGAAUAAGCACAAAGGCCAUCCUCAUCAUUCAACGGGCAAGAACAUUUCAACUAAGCAUGCUUUUGGUCUCACUAGCUGCAGAGAAGCAAAAGCCAACACUUGGUCCAUCGUAAACAAGAACAGUGGGCAAAUCUGUUGGAACCAGUACUCUAGUGAAAAACUAGAGAAGCCCUUUUGCUUAUACAAUAGAAAAGCUCUUCUAUCUUCCGAUGAGGAGUUAAAACGCAACCAGUUUUACCAAGGUAAGCUUCAUUUGCAAACAAAAGAUAAAGAAGAGUCUUGUUUAGGAGCUUCCUCGCAGCAAAAGCUCACUUCGAAAGAUUAUAGUCGAGGUGCUUUAUCACCUUGCAAACUAGAUGCAAACCAGAUGUGGGAGCUCCACGGUAAUGGAACACUAGAAAACAGUUAUUCUGGUCUUUGUGCCGUGUUAAAUCCAGUGAAAGCUGAAGCCAGCUCCAGCGGCACUCGUUCUUGGAUUGCCACGGGAAGAAAAGGAGAAGUAUACAUUGCAUUUUUCAACUUAAACCAGGUGAAGACAACGAUAUCAGCCAAGAUAUCAGACAUUGCCAAAGCUCUUCCGAACAAGAGGAAUCUUGAAGGAGCUUCGUGUAAGAGCCAUGAGCUAUGGAGCGGCAAAGAUUUCGGACCAACAAAAGAUUCAGUGUCGAUUCAAGUCGAACCCCAUGGUCCUGCUCUGUUCGUUCUUCAUUGUAGCCAUGCCUGACUAUAUCAGAUCAACAGGCAUCUCAUUUACCUUCUCCAUACAACGUCCUUUUCAAUCGUAGUAAUGUUUCAUCUUUAGUCUAUAAAAACAGUCUUGUGUAAAUCAAUAAAUACAAAACAUCAAAGUAUGAAAUAAAUAAAUAAAACGCAAGAUCAAAA